Messenger RNA from Suncus etruscus (white-toothed pygmy shrew), 3149 nucleotides. Its product is annotated as golgin subfamily A member 2-like. The coding region runs from base 1 to 2958 and encodes 985 amino acids. Gene Ontology annotation, biological process: Golgi organization; spindle assembly. NCBI's taxonomy places the organism in Eukaryota, Metazoa, Chordata, Mammalia, Eulipotyphla, Soricidae. The transcript has 25 exons. Gene Ontology annotation, cellular component: Golgi apparatus; Golgi cisterna membrane; Golgi cis cisterna. The record is from RefSeq and is a predicted model, not a curated record. Gene Ontology annotation, molecular function: protein binding.
AUGGACAACUCCUCAAAGACACCUCAAAGUCCUCAGAUGAGCCCCCAGUCCAGCUCCCCGAAAUUGAGCAUGGAAGAAAGGAGGCAGAAGCAGCUCAUCUCAGCCAGGAAGAUGCUUCGGGAAUAUGAGAUCAAGCACGACAUUGUUCCUGGGAAGAGCAGCAAGAAGAAGAAGAAGUACAGAGACAGCAACCAGGACACCUCCACUGUUGAAGGCCAACAGUUGACCAAGGGAGAGAGGCCUUUAGAAUCUUCUGGCUGCUUCUGCCCCAGCCAAGAUCUCAGAAGGCAGCAACCCCAGAAACAGGGACAGCAGGAGAAAGGCUGGGAGUUUCUGGAGCUGCGGAACUUACAGAGCAAGCCCCUCAGCCAGCUGGUGUGGAUGACACUCUGUCCCCAACCAUCACCCUGUGUGAAAGGCCAAGAUGUCAUGUCCCCAACGAGCCUGAGAAACCCAGAGCUUCAGGGUCAGUAUCAAGAAAUCUCAAUGACCCUGGACAAGAGCAACAUGGAGGAAAAAGAUCUUACCAGCCAGAUCUUUGAAAUGCAACAGCAGCACCAGUGUGCAGUGGAUCAGCUAGAAAAGGAGAAGGAGGAGUUCGAGCAGAAACUGGCCAAAGAACAAGGGUCGCUGCGUGAGCAGUUACAGAUUCACAUUCAGACCAUCGGGAUCCUGAUGUCGGAGAAGUCGGACCUGUACGUGGCCCUGACCCACACUCAGCAGGCUGUGAAGCAGAAGACAGGGGAAUGUGAGGACAUCACCAAGAAACUGCACGCAUCCCGGCAGCGCGUGGGCGACCUGGAGCGCACCCUCUCAGCCCUGGCCACGCAGCAGAAGCAGGACGAGAAGCACAACAAGGAUUUAACCAAGGAACGAGAUGACCUGAAGACGGAAUUAUUUCAGAAAAACAAAGGUGUGCAGGACCUGCAGGAUCUGGUCAGUGAGCUCCAGGAGAAGCUGCGUGAGGCGCAAGCGGAGACUGACAACACCCGGCAGAGAGCGGUCGACCUACAGAAGAAGCUGGAAAUGACAGAGAUGCUGCUGCUGCAGUUCACUGGUCCCACAGCAGCAUCGGGUAGUGACCCUCAGGCCGCUGAGGCGCUCGGGGAGAAAAAGCAAAUGGGAAGAGAAAUUGAGGAGCUCAAGAGGCUGCUAAAUCAGUUACAAGUGGAGCGAGACCAACACAUGGAACAGAUCAAGGCCCAGGAUGAAUUUUGGCAGCAGAAAGUCCAGCAGGCCCUAGAGCAGAGUGCAAUGUUGAAGGAAGAAAACGGAAAGAACAUCACAUACAUUCAAGAGUUGGAGGCCCACAUGGCUGACCUGAUGGCCCAGUUGGAAGCCCCUGACCCUCAGGAGCCCCCUGUGAGGCCCACUGGGCUCUCGGAGAUGGAAGAAGAGCUGCAGGCAGAGGCCAGGAGGCUGCAGGAAGAGCUGGCAAGCCUGGCCCAGCAGCUGCAGGCGCAGGUCCUGGACAACCAGAACCUGAGCCAGCUGAAUGCCGAGCAGGGCCAGCGCCUCCUGCAGCUGGAGCGCGAGGCCGAGGUGUGGACUGAGCAGGCCGAGGCGCGCAGCCGCAUCCUGGAGACCAUGGAGAACGACCGCACCACCAUCACGCGCGCCCUGGCCCAGAACCGCGAGCUCAAGCAGCAGCUGGCCGAGCUCCAGGACGGAUUCGUGAAGCUGAGCAAUGAGAACAUGGAAGUGACAUGCGCCUUACAAACUGAGCAGCACGCCAAGGACCAGCUGGCAGAGAAGCUCGGCAAGAUGCAUGAGAAAUUGGCAGAGAUGAAGGAGAUGGUGGAGCUGAAGGGCACCGAGGCGCAGUCUCUGCAGCAGCAGCGGGACCAGUAUCUGGGCCACCUGCAGCAGUACGUGGCCGCCUACCAGCAGCUGAUCGCCGAGAAGGAGCAGCUGUACCAGCAAGUGCUGCUGCAGAACCAGCACUUGGACCGGCUACAGCACGAGCAAACACGGGCCAAGGACGACCUGGACGAGGCCCAGGAGGAGCUGAAGGAGGCCCAGGGACUCCUGAAGACCACCCAGGAGCAGAAACAGCAGCUCCAGUCGCAGCUGACAGCACUGCUGAUGCCAGUGAAGGAAAGUGAAUUGGAAGAGGAAGAAGUGGAAAGUGACCCAAGGAAGCUGAGUCUGCCGGACGACCUGGAAACUAGAGAGGCCAUGCUGGAGUUCUGCAACUCGGCCUUAGUGGAGGCAGACAGGGAGCGGGCCAGCCUGCGUGAGCAGCUGAGGCAGGAGAGAGCCAAGAACCAGUGUCUGGCCCAAACCGGGGCAGCCGCGCAGCUCUGGCUAGAGCAGGAGGCCACAGUGCCCCACACCGGGGGCCCCACUGUGCCCCAGGAGACACACGUGGCCCUGAAGGAGGCCAUGGAUUUGUUGCAAGCUCGCUUUGCGCAAAUCAUGCAAGAGAAGGUGGAGCUGAAGGAGCGUGUGGAAGAAUUAGAGCAUCGCUGCGUCCAGCUCUCAGGGGAGACAGAAACGAUCGGGGAGUAUAUCACCCUCUACCACAACCAGAGGGCCGUGCUGAAGGCGCGGCACCGGGAGAAGGAGGAGUACAUUACCCGCCUGGCACAGGACAAGGAGAACCUGAAGGUGCAACUGAUGGAGCUGCAGGAGCUGGUGUUGAUGCUGGUUAAGGACAGUUACUCCGCCCCAGGCACAAAGCCCCCCACCACAGUGCCCCUUGCCGGCAGCAUGGCCGGCACCCCAGAAGAAAUCGCACAGGAGAGCAGCCCUGCCUCCGUGGAGCUGAGCCCCGCAGGGCCCCCAGCCGAGCCCUCGCCCACCACCAACCCCACGGCCUUGAAGAUCAUGCAGCUGCUGAGAGACAUGCAGAACUGUAAGGAGCAGGCCGGCCUGGGCUCUGCGCCUUGCUCCCCCUGUAUCCCCUUUUUCUACAAGGCUGAUGAGAACGACCAAGUGAAGAUCACCAUCAUCUAGCUCCAGCCCGCUCCGCCCUGCACUCUUCCUCUGCUCCUUCACACUGAGGAAGGGAAAGACUGUAGCGCUUCUUGUAACCCCAAGAUCCCUAACAAAGAACCAAGCAAAUCUAUCACAGGCAAUGGAGCUCAGUAAGACAAUUACUCAGAGGAGGGUGUGGAAAGGCCCAGUGCCUUAGAGUGACCCUCCAG